AUGGGUUGGGUUUCGUUCAACGAACUGGGUUCCAUGGACUGUCGUGGAAUUAUGUUCGAUGUCACUGAGGGGGAUUCUUCACCUAUCCUCGUCUCUCUGCCGCCACGAAAAUUCUUCGAGUAUGAGCAUGAUACUCGAGAUCACACGUUGGGAUGUAUUGGGGAUAAAAUGGUAAAAUUAGACGGAUCGUUGAUUUCGACGUUCAUCCACAAGAGUAAAGUCUGUCUUAAAUCGAAAGCCAGCCUAGACUCACCACAAGUGCGUCAAGCAGAAUCCGUCCUGCGGAAAAAUGCGGCCCUAGAUAGAGAAAUUCAGUCACUCGCCGAAGAAGGCUACACGAUCAAUUUCGAGUUGACAUCACCGCGAAAUCGAAUUGUCAUACCCUAUGAAGUCGAACAGCUCAAUCUUCUCUCCGUUCGAUCACAUAGUACUGGUGAGAAUCUGUUCGGAACUCGACUACAGCAAUUUCUUCAAGACAAAUAUCCAGCAAUGAUGCAAAACAUGGUUUCGUAUGAAAAUUGUUUGGCGAGUGUCGUAACUGUUGAGGGACAUCGCGAGCUAAUCGAGACGAUUCGCAAAGAGCAAACGGGAGAAGGUUAUGUGGUGGAAAUUAUUUUAAGUGACGGAACAUCGUACUUGACCAAAGUGAAGAAUAAUACAUUUCUCGGCCUGGAAAAGAAGAAGAAGAACCCCGGUUUGCGAUAA
This is a messenger RNA of Didymodactylos carnosus, 705 nucleotides long. The record is from the annotation of a GenBank genome assembly. NCBI's taxonomy places the organism in Eukaryota, Metazoa, Rotifera, Eurotatoria, Philodinida, Philodinidae.